Molecule: messenger RNA, 1620 nt
Organism: Hordeum vulgare subsp. vulgare (domesticated barley)
Lineage: Eukaryota; Viridiplantae; Streptophyta; Magnoliopsida; Poales; Poaceae
Product: AT-hook motif nuclear-localized protein 25-like
Exons: 1
Coding region: 312-1262 (316 amino acids)
Biological process (GO): vegetative to reproductive phase transition of meristem
Cellular component (GO): nucleus
Molecular function (GO): minor groove of adenine-thymine-rich DNA binding; DNA-binding transcription factor activity
Source: RefSeq, a predicted model, not a curated record
AAAACAGUCAUUUUCAGGGCUACCGGCUGGGCUUGGCAUUUUGUUGCCGGGCUUUGAAAGGCCCGGCCCGAAACCCGGCCCUGCCCGGCCAAUGCCCUGGUGUAUCGCUGAAUAUGUUCCUCAUCGACAGCCACUGUCUCUGGCUCCAAACCCCACCGCCUACGGCCACGGUACACUAUCGCUUUUGCUUGUGCGGCGUCGCGCCGCGCUGGGCAGAAAUACCAGGCGAGCGACUUAGCUAGGAGGCGGAGGCUCAAGAGACCAAGAAGCUGGCGGCGAGCAAUUGGUGGGAGCGCGCCGAUGAGAGCGCCAUGGCCAGGAUGGACCCUGGCGCCGGCGAGCCCCGGGGCGCGUCGCACUACCUCGACCUCCUCCUCGCGCAGCAGCAGCAGACGACGCCGUUCUCCCCCAGCGCGCAUGUCAAGGCGGAGCAGCAUUCCAUGGCGUCGCCGGACAGAAGCACCGGUGCCGAGCAACGCGGGGGCGGCGGCGACCCGCAGCAGCCCGCCUCAACGGCCAUGGUGCUGGCGGAUGGCGGCGAGGGACCCGCGCGGCCGAUGAGGCGCCCGCGAGGGAGGCCGCGGGGGUCCAAGAACAAGCCCAAGCCGCCCAUCAUCGUGACGCGGGACAGCCCCAACGCGUUCCAUUCCCACAUCCUCGAGGUCGCCGACGGCGCCGACGUCGUCCAGUGCCUCGCCGAGUACGCGCGCCGCCGCGGGCGCGGCGUCUGCGUGCUCAGCGGCGCCGGGGUCGUCGCCGACGUCUCGCUUCGUCAGCCCGGCGCGUCGUCGGCCGGCGGCCUCGUCGCCACCCUGCAGGGGCAGUUCGAGAUCCUGUCGCUCUCUGGUACGGUGCUGCCGCCGCCUGCACCCCCGGGCGCCAGCAGCCUCGCCGUGUACCUCGCCGGCUGGCAGGGGCAGGUCGUCGGCGGCAGCGUGGUCGGCCAGCUCGUCGCCGCGGGGCCGGUGUUCCUCAUGGCCGCGUCGUUCGCCAAUGCCGUCUACGAGCGCCUGCCGCUGGAGGGGGAGGCAGAGGAGGCCGGCACGGCCACCGCAGCCACAGAGGCGCAGGGAGGAGGCGCCGCAGCGCAGUCACCUUGCACUUUACCGCAGCAGCCUGCGGCGUCGCAGUCUUCGGAGGUGACCGGAGGCGAGGCCGGUGGGCUUGGCGCGCCGUUGUGCAAUCUUGAAGGGAAUGCUGGGAGCUACCAGUUGCCCGGACCCGGAGACAACUUGGGGAGCUGGAGCGGCGUCAGGCCAUGAUUGCUUGGGCUGUCUUCAAGCAAGGUCGAUCUCAGUAAUGGCGUCGCAUCAGAAUUACUGUAGGAGAUCUGAAGAAACUGCGACCGAUCAUUGUGGGAAAGCAUGUUGUCUGCGGUACGUGUUGGAAGCCCGAUUUGUGGAGUACGCAAUGCAUGUAAUGUAAUAUUAUCGGUGAACACAUUUUGUGGACUAGUUUAGGCUCCAGUAUCAGUGUCGCAAGAAAUAUUUUGGAUCGUGCAACAAGAGCCCGGAAGAGAGUAGAUGUCCGGUGACGGUGAACCGGUGUUUGGUGGUUCAAUCCUGUACUAAUAUUUUGUACUCCUGAUCAGAUCAACAUUUCGAACCCAACCUUACCCUA